AUGGCAGCGAACAAGACGUUGCGUGCCGUGCCGCUAACUUGUAGUGGGCACACCCGUCCCGUGAUGGAGAUUGCCUUUAGUGACAUGACCGAUGAGGGCUACUUUCUAGCCUCUGCUUGCAAAGAUUUCAAACCAAUGCUGCGCCGCGGCGAGACCGGGGACUGGGUCGGGACUUUUGAAGGUCAUUCGGGCGCGGUCUGGGGCGUCGCCAUCAAUCACGAUGCAUCGCUUGUAGCCACGGCUGCCGCUGACUUUACCGCGAAAGUUUUUGACGCCGUUACGGGUGCCAUGUUGCUGGAGCUGAGUCACCCGCACAUUGUCAAAUCAGUUGCCUUCAACCACGACUCGACGCUGCUGGCCACCGGAUGCAACGAUGGCCACAUUCGCAUCAUGACCCUUGCGCGUUCCAAUACCAGUCUCGCUGCUAUCAAUGAAGAAAGCUUCAAGCUUCACAAGUCGCUGAUUCGCAAAGUCCUCUUUGUCGGCGAGAACAGCGAGUACAUUGUGGAACGCCCGUCACCUUCCCCUUGUCGAGGAGAUGACUUACUGCUGGAUUUUCCAGCGCUGUUCGCCCGCUUGAUUCUGCCUGCCUCUGCCAAGCUCAUGCCGUUGCAUACACCUGCGCUUUCCGCAGCCUUGGUCCCUGCCCUGGAUCGCCUUGUGUGGGUGGGCGAAGCCAAUUUGGUGGUCGAGUGCACCGCCGAUGGUACCGUGCAACACCAACACAAGGCCCACUUUGGAACCAUCCACUGCGUGCGCUUCAGCCCAGACCACCAGCUCUUCGCAACCUGUGCCGAAGACAGCACCAUCCGCCUUUGGCCCACAUUUGUGGGCAACAAUUACGGUCUCUGGCAGUAUCAACAGUAG
This is a messenger RNA of Monosiga brevicollis MX1, 867 nucleotides long. RefSeq lists its product as uncharacterized. The transcript has 7 exons. Gene Ontology annotation, cellular component: SMN complex. The record is from RefSeq and is a predicted model, not a curated record. Gene Ontology annotation, molecular function: RNA binding; protein binding. NCBI's taxonomy places the organism in Eukaryota, Choanoflagellata, Craspedida, Salpingoecidae. Bases 1 to 867 code for a protein of 288 amino acids. Gene Ontology annotation, biological process: spliceosomal snRNP assembly.